Daldinia childiae is the source of this 549-nucleotide messenger RNA. Its product is annotated as putative aig2 family protein. The record is from RefSeq and is a predicted model, not a curated record. The transcript has a single exon. NCBI's taxonomy places the organism in Eukaryota, Fungi, Ascomycota, Sordariomycetes, Xylariales, Hypoxylaceae. Gene Ontology annotation, molecular function: gamma-glutamylcyclotransferase activity. Bases 1 to 549 code for a protein of 182 amino acids.
AUGGAGUCUACUAAUAAGGAUGAACGAGAUGGAGUUCUAUACUUCGCUUAUGGCUCCAACCUCUCUUCAGUUCAAAUGCGCAAGCGAUGCCCUAAAUCUAAACCCAUCGGCCUUGCAUAUCUAUCCGGCUGGAGAUGGAUUAUCAAUGAGCGAGGCUAUGCCAAUAUUGUGGAGGACAGGUCCAAAACAGGGGGCAUUUACGGUAUCAUCUAUCGUUUACAUCCGGAUGACGAGGAGUGUUUAGAUAUAAACGAAGGUGUCCCAUGGGCUUACGAGAGGCGAUUUAUCGAAGUUGAAGGCUUGACAACUACGUCUACAGCGGAAGAUAAAGGGGUGGAGGGAGUUGAAUCAACUGAUCAAGAAAAAAAGUCUGAGAAGAUUCAGGCCCUUGCAUAUAUCGACUUCCACCGAAUCCGACCAAGUCGUCCAAAAAACGAAUAUAUUUACCGCAUGAACGACGGAAUUGACGAAGCUAUGAUGCAGUGGGGACUACCCGAGCAAUAUGUUGAUUCUGUUUUAAGGCCAUCCAUCCCCGCCGGGGGUAAGUAA